CCCAACACCAACUUCAACACCCCACGCCCUUCUCUCGAAACCUGUAACUAAAAGUACUCUCACAUCCACCAAACGCCCCAUUCGAUUGCUACACCAGCACCUAGCCUCGCUCGCAACCUAACGAGCCUAUCCACGAUCUUACCUACCUCACCAAAAGUCUAACCAGACCACUACCCUAACACCCGGCCACCAUGGCCUCCUACGGUUACAGCCAAUCCCCACCUUAUGGCGCGCCUGCUCCCGGCGCCCAGAAUCUGCAAUUCUACCCUUCAUCGUUCAGCAACCAGCCCGUGUCGGGCCACUCUACACCCUUCCAAGCAGGCUACGGCGCGUCGUCAACACAGGCGUACCCCGCGAACUAUGGCGCUGGCUUUGGGGGUGUCGCAGGCAGAAUGGGAGACAACAGCGGUGGACUAAGAACAGGGUGGUUGGCGGCCUUUGGGACCGAGGGGUACGAGGGGGAGCCGCCUUUAUUGGAAGAACUAGGCGUCAACUUCGCACAUAUCCAGGAGAAGACACUGACGGUGUUGAACCCGUUUGGGCGGAUAAACCAGCACAUCAUGGAUGAUUCGGACCUGGCAGGACCGGUGCUAUUCUUUCUGUUAUUUGGGACGUUUCUGCUACUAUCGGGGAAGGUGCAUUUUGGAUACAUAUACGGCCUCGCCCUCCUAGGUAGCAUAUCCCUCCACACAAUCCUCUCCCUCAUGUCACCACCCCUCGACCCCUCGACCGUGCCCCCAACACCCCACGACCACGCUCAGCGCCCCUCGCACUUCUCCUCCACCCUCACCUUCCCCCGCUCCGCCUCCGUCCUAGGCUACUGCCUCCUCCCGCUCGUCCUGACCUCCCUCAUCGGCAUCAUCGCGCCCAUGGACACCCUCUUCGGCUACGCCCUCACGGCCCUAGCCAUCGCAUGGUGCACGUACAGCUCGUCGGCGAUGUUCUGCGUGGUGGGGCGGAUGAGCAGUAUGCGGGGGCUGGUUGCGUACCCAAUGGUGCUUUUCUAUGGGAGUUUUGGGAUCAUGGCGAUUUUCAGUAGUAGGGGGACGGGGGCUGUGGUUACGGCGAAGGUGGCGGGG
Messenger RNA from Mytilinidion resinicola, 1079 nucleotides. RefSeq names its product golgi membrane protein-like protein. Gene Ontology annotation, cellular component: trans-Golgi network; membrane. The record is from RefSeq and is a predicted model, not a curated record. Gene Ontology annotation, biological process: endoplasmic reticulum to Golgi vesicle-mediated transport; vesicle fusion with Golgi apparatus. The annotation marks the transcript as partial. Lineage: Eukaryota; Fungi; Ascomycota; Dothideomycetes; Mytilinidiales; Mytilinidiaceae. The transcript is spliced from 3 exons.